AUUUAACUCAUCUACAGUAACCACUGUAUUAAACAGUAAUUCAUUUGUUUCAAAAUGGCUUAUACAGAAACAAAACCACGGGUACCAAUUGCUGCUAUGUAUACACCUCCAGGACCGUGCUACAGUCUACCAUCUCUUACAGGAGGAACCAGUCACGAUCCCAGAAGCGGUCAUAAUAAACAACCAGCCUACUCUUUUGGGGUUAAGCAUGGGAAAUUCGUCGACGAUUGCAGUCCAGGACCUUGUUAUCUACCCGAUUCAAAAAUAUCGAGAAGUGGAAAGGAUGGAACUCCACAUUAUUCUCUCUACAGUAGAAACCAGGGAGCUUCUACCUUUAAAACUCCUGGGGCAGGAGCUUACAGACCAGAAAACUCCGGACCCUCGUCUAAAUAUCACCACCCAGCUUACAGUUUUGGUAGCCGACCAAGAUACAGGAAAAAUGACAAUACUCCAGCAGCAAAUAACUACACUCUACCAGGUAUGACCGGAACCACCGUUUUAAGUGGUAAGAAACAAGCUCCAUGUUUUUCAUUACGUGGAAGACAGAAGACCGGUGCUUUCUCUGAAGAUCUUGCCAAAGCACCUGGACCAGGAACCUACAACACAGCCGAUCCAAACAACACCAAAUCAAAGGCACCAUUAUACAGUAUGACCAGUCGAAACAACAUGCCUGGUGAUACAACUAAGAAACCAGGACCAGGAGCUCACUCUCCUCAAAAUACGUGGACUCAUAAGAAGAAGAAUCCGGAGUACUCAUUUGGUGUUCGUCAUAGUCAAUACACAACUCCAUUGGUAGUUAAUGUCCUGGACUAAUCAUUUAUUACAAUUCAAUAUUUAUUCUAUUCAUCCUUGCUCAAUUCAAUUGCAAUUUUUCUUUAUCUUUAUACGUGUAUACUGUAAAUAAAACUAUAAAAU
This is a messenger RNA of Lottia gigantea (owl limpet), 915 nucleotides long. RefSeq lists its product as hypothetical. The transcript has a single exon. The coding region runs from base 55 to 813 and encodes 252 amino acids. The record is from RefSeq and is a predicted model, not a curated record. Lineage: Eukaryota; Metazoa; Mollusca; Gastropoda; Lottiidae. Gene Ontology annotation, cellular component: cytoskeleton.